AUGGGCCAAACGGACAUCUCGGCUCGAGAUGCCAGAAUAGUUGCGAACCACAGUCAACCGUUUUUAUGCAUUUUUCAGUAUUUAGUAUUUAAAUCUUUCACUUUUUUAAGCGCUGGUUUUUUAGCUCCAAGAGAACUGGCGCAGACUGCUUAUUUCUUCGCCACUGACAGUCUGCACCUGUCGACGUUUUGCCUCCGCUACCGGCCCGCCGUGGUGGCCUGCAUUUGCAUUCACUUAGCCUGCAGUUGGGCUAAGUGGGAGCCGACAACGUUUGCGCAGUGCGAUUUUGAUCGCGGUAGCGGUAGCCCACGCUUCGGCUUUCUCGGAGACAAUCGCAGCGUUGACUUUCAGUCGCCUCAGUGUUGCAGCCCCAUGCCGUGGAAAGUGCCAGGUUGCGCGGAGAUGGAGACGAUUCCGAUGUCUCAAGAAGGUAAGCCGUGGUACUCCUACGUCGACAGCUCGCUCACUAAAAAGACGCUGGAAGCGCUUGCCCACGAAUUCGCGUGCAUAUGCGAAAAGGCCCCUGAACGUUGGAAACUGCGGCGCCUUGGCACCCGGAAAGAGCCGAUGAUGACUGCUCCACUGCCCUCAUCGUCCUAUAUUUUGCAGAACAGGUCAAACGAUGCGGUCGUCUUAUCUUCGAAAGAGGAAGUUUCGAAACCGGUUAAAGGAGAGCAGCCUCUUCAUGAAAGAAGCGGCAUAUUGUUGUCCAGCACGAACAAAAAUUUGGACCGUCUUCCUGAAGGGAUUGUUAAACAUGAACCGAUAGCGUCCACCGCUGACGCUGCUUCGCCAAGGAAGCCAAAGUCUGAGUCACCAAAUAUCAUUGACUUAAAGUGUUACAAGGAGAGACGUGAGAAAGAACUGGCAGCGGCUAGCAAGGCUAGUGCCGACGGUAACGAGCCAGUAACUCACCGCAAGAGCUUCAUUCCCGAUAUAUCCUUGAAAUCUGAAUUGUUCACGGAGUUCGGUAGGAUCGACGCAUUUGAUCCACACUCGUAUAGCCACGCGUCGUCGCACCGAGUGCCACCCGCCCACUCGACGUCUCAUUCUUCUUCUCAGCAGAUGACAGUUGGCGACAUAUCACGUAAGCGGUCCUUUACUACGAUGGUAGCGGCGGCUUCGACAUCUACCGCUAAUUCGGUCGUUGGUUCGUCAUCCAGCGCAUCUCGGCCAAAAGUACGCAAGGAGGAGAGUACCCACUUCAGCGGUGGUGGCAGCGGGGACAGCAAUAAAAACACUGUCCAUCGGCUAAAACUGUCAUUGAAACCUGUUUUAGUAGACAGUCAAAAGAAUUCAUCGCCAUCGUUGAAACCGUUGUUGGUUAGUCAGACCCAAGCCAGCAGCAGUCACGGCAAGAUACAUACCUCUCUCCCUACUACGUUGUCCGCGUCGAGCCAUCACGGCGCAAGCGCGAAGCAUGACCUUCCUUUGAGCAGCACCGGUACCCAUUCUCAGUCCGCCAACAGCGUCGGUGCGGUUGCGGCUGAUUUGGCGAAAAAGGCCAUCGAUAGAUCAGGCCAUUCCAGAAGUGGUCGAUCAUCGUCAACGUCUGAUCGACAUUCCCGGCCGCCUGACGGCGCGUCGUAUUCCGGCAGAUCAUCUGCGAUCGGCUCUUCUGCUGAGAAACACAAGGUUAAAACAAGUACUGCAUUACCGGAAUUGGGUCGCAAGGAUAGCCGUAAAUCUUUCAAUUUUCUCACUUUUAACGAGGAGCAGUUGAAGCGAGCUCUGUCGAAAGCGCUGAGUAUGCAAAAGACGCAGUCCGUUCAACCACCAAGUACGUCUCACCCAUCGCCACUACCCCAUCCACAGGAAGGAAACCCGACCAUGACCGGAAACCCUUUGCAACCGCCCUUGCCGCCGGAUAUUUUGCUACCUCCUCCGCCGCCUCCGUCGCGCAGUCUCGUUGAGGACAAACGGACAAAGAAGGACACAGAACGCGCUGUGUGCGUUUUUCUCGUCGUUGCCUCUUCGAACUCGUUCAGCAUUGAGUUUGCCAAGCAUAUGUUGGUGGGUAGCGUCUUGAAGAACACGCUGUGA
Molecule: messenger RNA, 2043 nt
Organism: Soboliphyme baturini
Lineage: Eukaryota; Metazoa; Nematoda; Enoplea; Dioctophymatida; Soboliphymatidae
Source: the annotation of a GenBank genome assembly